This is a messenger RNA of Eutrema salsugineum, 640 nucleotides long. Its product is annotated as acyl-CoA-binding protein. The record is from RefSeq and is a predicted model, not a curated record. Bases 165 to 440 code for a protein of 91 amino acids. Gene Ontology annotation, molecular function: fatty-acyl-CoA binding. The transcript has 4 exons. Gene Ontology annotation, biological process: fatty acid metabolic process. Lineage: Eukaryota; Viridiplantae; Streptophyta; Magnoliopsida; Brassicales; Brassicaceae.
AUGUAUUUUCUCAAAUUUAACUGUUAUUUUAGAAAAUUAAGAAAAAAAUCUUCGGGCUUGAGGGUCUGGCCAAUAUAUAUUCCCACGCGUUCGUCCUCGUCUUCUCCGUCUUAUACUGAUUUAUCUCUAACUUCCCCUAUCUCAUCUUUAGACGUUUAUACAUCAUGGGAUUGAAGGAGGAUUUCGAAGAGCACGCUGAGAAAGUCAAGAAGCUCACCGCGAGCCCGUCUAACGAGGACUUGCUCAUCCUCUAUGGACUCUACAAGCAAGCCACGGUCGGGCCAGUGACCACCAGUCGUCCUGGAAUGCUAUACAUGAAGGACAGAGCCAAGUGGGAUGCAUGGAAGGCCGUUGAAGCGAAAACGACGGAUGAAGCCAUGAGUGACUACAUCACUAAGGUGAAGCAACUCCUGGAAGCAGAAGCUGCGGCUUCGACUUGAUGAAUAUUAUGAUUGAUUCAUCAAAUCCUCCCUCUGCAGUUAAAUUUAUCUUAAAGCUUCAAAUAACAUAGCAUAAGACUUGUUCUUGCUUCUCGUGUUUCUAUCAUUAUGAAUCUCUCUCUACUUUGUGACCUUCGUCUUUAUUUAAAAUCAUCUGGUUUGGGCUAUUAUCUCUUGAAGAUGCUUGUUAUUGGUCUAAA